This is a messenger RNA of Monascus purpureus, 840 nucleotides long. The record is from the annotation of a GenBank genome assembly. Lineage: Eukaryota; Fungi; Ascomycota; Eurotiomycetes; Eurotiales; Aspergillaceae.
AUGACCGCGGAUCCGGAAAGUCGGCCUAGCAGCUCUGAAGGAGCACCUGGAUUUCCGCUGCACGAGAAAGAGACGGAAAAGGAACCUAUUAAGGUCGAAAAGGAGGAGAAUCUGGAAGACAACAAGAAUAAUGGAGAGAGCAGGGAGGAAUUGGUGAAGGCAACACCGGAAUCUGGCGAAGAUGGGCUUGAGGAAGGUGAAACGUCUUCUGCGCCACCACUACCAGAUGAGGUCCCACCACCGCUUCCGAACGAGGCACUACCGGAUCAAGCAGAGGACGAUGGAUGGGAGCCAGUCUGGGAUGCCGACACCCAAGCGUAUUAUUUCUACAACCGCUUUACUGGUGUUUCGCAGUGGGAGAACCCUCGCGUGCCGUCAGCCACGGCAGCGCCCAAUGGGGAUACUGGCGGUGAAGCAAAUGCAGAGGUACCGCACAAGAAGUCUCCCGUGGUAGGCGGCUAUAACCCCGCAAUCCACGGCGAUUAUGAUCCUACAGCCCCGUACGCGCAGCAGUAUGAACAGCAGCAUCAAGACGCGUACGGGGCCAGUGCCCCUGGAGUAGACCCUGCAGCUGCGUAUGCAGCCACUGGUGCAUUCAACCGGUUCACUGGCAAAUGGCAGGCGGGAUAUCUCACACCGGAGAACUACAACGACGAGAAUAAGGCGCGACGACAGAUGCGGGCAUUCUUUGAUGUCGACGCCGCCGCAAAUAGCCACGAUGGGAGGAGUCUCAAAGCAGAGCGCAGCGCCAAAAAACUUAGCAGGAAAGAAUUGAAGUUGUUUAAAGAAAAAAGGCGGGAGAAAAAGGAAGAGAAACGGCGGGCAUGGUUGCGCGAUUAA